Henningerozyma blattae CBS 6284 is the source of this 939-nucleotide messenger RNA. RefSeq names its product Yng1p (gene YNG1). Lineage: Eukaryota; Fungi; Ascomycota; Saccharomycetes; Saccharomycetales; Saccharomycetaceae. The transcript has a single exon. Bases 1 to 939 code for a protein of 312 amino acids. The record is from RefSeq and is a predicted model, not a curated record.
AUGGAUACAAGACAUGCCUUCUUAGGUACUCUAGACCAUCUUCCAGCAGAACUCAUCAGGUCUCUAUGGUUGUUGCAAUACCUUAACGUUUCUAACGAAUCAAACAACAAUUCUACGCCUGCAUCGGAUGUAACCAACCCAACUCUAGUGAGAAAUAGUAGACAUCUUGUCGUUAAAUAUUUGCAUGAUCUUAUCACCCACCAAGAGGAGAAGAUCCGUCUAGAAAAUACUUUUUUACAAACGUUGUUGAAGAAUAGAUCACAUGAAUUGCUUCAAAAAAACAAUCUUAAACAUUCUCAAAAUGGGAAGCAUCCAAUUGGGAAACAUCAGCAUUCUCAUAAUAAACAACCUUUGAAGAAACGUCUCACUGUAAAGAUUACCUUAAACCCUCCUUCUGUGGCACCUGUACUUUCUACCAAAGAAUCAAAAAUCUCCCCCAUUAUUAAUGAUUCAACACCCAUUAUAAAGAAGAAAAGAGGUAGACGACCGAAAUUACAACAACAACAGAUUCUUGAAGAAUCUGUAGUCCCACCUUUAUCACGACUUUCAAACACUCAAAUUCAAUCUCAUAAGUUACGAUCUGUAAAACAAAAGAUAAACCCAAUACCAUCAGAUGAUACGCUAAAGAUAAAUUUAAAUAAUAAAAAGAUAAAAGGUAAAUGGAAAAAAACUUCACAACCAAUAACUCCUACAGAACCAACAUACUGUUAUUGUAAUGAUGUCUCAUAUGGUAAGAUGGUAGCGUGUGAUAAUGAUGAUUGUAAAAUAGAAUGGUUCCAUUAUAAUUGUAUUAAAAAAGAUAUGGCAAGUUCGAAUCCAACAUCAAUUUCCAGUGCAAUAGAUAAUAAUACUCAAGAAAUUAAUUUGAAUAAGAAAUGGUUUUGUUCAAAAGAUUGUGAAACUCAUUAUUAUUCAACUCAUCGAAAACUACGAAAAUAG